AUUAAUUAAAUUAACUUAAAACAACGCCAACUUAAGGAUUUUUAUUAAACAUUCCGAAGUUGCUUGUGUCCAGACGCAGAAGCAAAAAUUUGAAUAUAUAUAACAUGCCGCUUGACAGCCCUAAUCAGAGAUAAAUCAAUAGCGGCGUGAUUUGUUUACAAAAUGUUUUACUAAAUUUUUAACCUGAAUCGCAAUGUUUAGAAUUCAUUUGGAGAAAAGUGCAAUAUGUUUGCUGCUGCUGCUGCUGCUAAAGAGCAAAUCACUGCCGGCAUCAGCCUCCAACGGCGAUCGCACACAAUUCUAUCACAAUUGUCGGCAAAAUUGCGAACGCACAAACUGUUCCGCUGACGGCUUGGAAAUACAAGAACAGGCCAUCAGCUUCUAUGGCCAAACGAUUUUCGAUCGCAUCUUUGGCUGGAACUGUGCGGACGAGUGCUCGUAUGGCUGCAUGUGGCGUACCGUGUUUGCGUUCAUGGAACGCGGCUGGCCCAUACCGCAAUUCUAUGGGAAGUGGCCAUUCCUGCGUCUCUUCGGCAUGCAGGAGCCGGCGUCAGUUAUAUUCUCUAUAGCAAAUUUUGUUAUGCACUUUCGUAUGUUGCGCAAAUUUCGUGAAUCAGUGCGUUCCGACAGUCCCUGCUACAUGCUGGGCCACAUCUUUGGUUUGGUAUGCCUGAAUGGCUGGAUAUGGUCAGCGAUCUUCCAUACCAGAGAUUUUCCCAUUACCGAGCUGCUAGACUAUGCCUUUGCGUACUCCAUCGUUCUGUGCUCCUUCUACUGCAUGUUGAUGCGCAUGUUGCAUCGGUACUCGCUAUUCCUGCGCGCGGUCAUCACGCUGGCAUGUGUCUCAUACUACAUCAAUUAUUUUGCCUACUUGAGCACGGGCAAAUUUAAUUACUCCUUCAAUAUGAAGGUGAACAUUGCCACGGGCGUGCUGAACGCCGUGGGCUGGUUUGUGUGGUGCCAACGUGUACGCUAUCGGCGGCCCUAUUACAAACGCAUAUUACGCUUCUAUGUGCUAUUCGCGCUGGCCAUGAGCCUGGAGCUGCUCGAUUUUCCGCCUAUACUGUGGAUUCUCGAUGCGCACUCGCUGUGGCACUUGGCCACAGUACCUUUAGUUCCGCUCUACUACGACUUUUUGAUCGAGGAUUGUCAGACACUGCUGAAGGAGAAGGAAAUGACAGGAUCUUAUUCCUACUUUAACAAGGACAUUUAGAUCAUUAGACACACAUUUAUCGAUAAGUGGUCGU
Molecule: messenger RNA, 1247 nt
Organism: Drosophila novamexicana
Lineage: Eukaryota; Metazoa; Arthropoda; Insecta; Diptera; Drosophilidae
Gene: PGAP3
Product: post-GPI attachment to proteins factor 3
Exons: 4
Coding region: 194-1213 (339 amino acids)
Biological process (GO): GPI anchor biosynthetic process
Cellular component (GO): endoplasmic reticulum membrane
Molecular function (GO): hydrolase activity, acting on ester bonds
Source: RefSeq, a predicted model, not a curated record